GGAAAGUAUAACCAAAUGACUUGCUUUGUUGGAUAGACCAUAUAAUAGCUGCCUUUGAUAAAUAUAAAUACUUUUACUUCAAGAUUGAAUUCGUUGGAUUUUGAUUAGCACUAUGAAGUUGAUUAUCCGCCUGAUUUUUCAGUUCUCCAAUUUUCCAAAUCCUUUAAUUCGUCUUCUUCUCGAACCUUGUACAUAAACCUUCCUAUAUAACCUAUUCAUUAUAAUUCUUAUAUGUAUAUAUUCACCACGUAGUUUACUAAUAGGCAAAGUUAACACUUAGACUCACAUAUUUAUUUCAAACAAUCACAGCAAAAUGGCAGGCAGACAUCAAUCCCAGUAUGCGCGUUAUACGACAGCUCCUUCUAAUCAGUCAUACCCAAGCACCGGAGGAAGCAGUAACAAUCUGACUGUUCCUUUCCAAACGCAAAGUACAAAUACACCCUAUCAUAAUCAAACAUCUCCAUACCAUAAUCAGCCAUCUGCACAUUCACCUUUUACAAAUACAACCUCACCAAGUUAUCAUCAACAUAAUCAUUCCUCGAAUGCACCUCAUGCGAAGUAUAAUAGCAAUAACGCUACUGCACACUUAAGGAAAUAUACUCUCCAGCCUCCUUUCAGAAAAUUGCCUCUGAGUAAAACAAUGCCUGCAUUAGGCUAUCCAGAUAUGUUUCCACAACGUCCUGGACAGGUAGAAGACAUCUUAACAGAAGCAAAUGUCCGACACGGUUUUAUAGACAAGGCUAUAGUAUCAAACGAACAUACAUGCGCUCAUGAUAUUGUUUACGGAAAAUUGCAGGAUGAUCAUAAACUACUUGACGAACUAGGGAGUUUCAUGGUAAACGUUUUACAGCGGCAAAGUAAAGCUGGCUAUAUCACAGGACCUUCCUCAUUUAAACCACCCGCUAGAACAACAUUGAUCGAUUCUAAAAGAGAGCAAUGGAUGCAAGAGUUAGCAAGUGGCAUAACGCCUCUUAGGAAACUAGCGCGCAAUGUACCUCACGGUUUUAAAGGAGAAAAGCUGCUGGAAACAUUGGCAGCAAAGCAGGUACCAUUUUCACGAGCUACAUGGUAUAUAAAAUUAGUUGGUUUAUCUGAGAUGAGUCAACGUAAUGCUAGCAAUGCAGCGAGCUCGUUAGGCCCCCAACCUAUCCAGUGGACUUUGACAGUAACUACCCACCUUAAGAAACAAUUAAAUGACCUAUUACCUCCACAAUCCCAACCUGCAAGUACAGCACCUAGCCCUCAUUCCAAUUCAAGCAAUUUGGGGCGUGGCAAUGCUUACAGCAAGAAUCAUCAUGAACAUGAUAAUCGAACAAAAGUGUGGACAACACCUGAAAAUCGAACUCGAUUUGAACAAAGAUGGUCAUAUAGCGUGAAACUUACCCGCUGGCAGUACUUUGAAGGGUUAUUAGACCAACGUACCUUCUUGAAAUGGUCAUUAGAUAGCUUAGCAGCGAGCAGUACGCAUGAAAUCAUGUGGCUAAUUUUGACAGGCAUUAUACGGGAUUACGUUGAUGAGUAUAAACGAAAUAGGACUCUAACAAAACUGCUGAUAGAGGCUCUAAUCAAGUCUUACAGCGCGCUUAUGCAAACAAUGAAUCACAACGAAUCCAUAACUAGUGAAACAAAAAUGAAAUCCAGGCUAAAAAGAGAUAUAGAAACCCUACUGCAAUCACUAUUCGUAUCGACGCCAGAUAUGUUUGUGAUACCCAGAUUAUAUCAACAACAUAGAAAGUUGUUUGACAAAUUAUUAGGGCAAGAAGCCGGUAUGAAACUUUAUACAAUAUUGCCUGAUGUUUGUCGUGUAAUGAGAGAGUAUUGGCUAAUGGUGAAAGCAAGAAACGAAGUAUUUUGCGAGAACCUAGGAGGAGAAAUUCAAUGCCAAUCAAAGCGUACUUUGCAGGAAAUCAAAUUACAAAAGUUAGGAGCAGAAGCCGCAGAUAAACCUAUAUCUUCUGAUUCCGAAUUGGGCGCAUUGCCUCUUGAGGAAAAAACCAUUUAUGUUCUUGAUGUCAUUGCGCACGAUAUUGAUAGCCUAAUAGGGUUACGGAUUGAUGGCUCAGAUAGCUGGAUAGUUACUUCAGGAUAUUCACUUAUUACAGCUACAAAAUUGAUCUUCGGCAAUAGAACAACGCGAUUACAAAGCCAGACUAUAAACAAAAUUGUCAGUGUCAUGUGUCGAUGGGCAACAAAAGAGUCAAAGUACAAUGAUUGGAAAGUUUAUCUUAUUACUUCGAUCUUAAUCCAUUGGAGGGAUGCAUCGCAGAGUAGAUGUAUUAAAGAUAUGUUGCAAAACGCUUUUAUUCAAUUUUUAGAUGAUGACACUGUUGCAAGAAGUGAAUCUGUCGCGGAAGACGGCUUUUCAGGGGAGGCAAAGAAUGCACCUAUUUUGUUCUUAUAUGAUGUUCUUACUAGAUCACAGUUAUUUUCAUACCAAAAGUAUCUAUUGAGACUUAUUGCCAGAGGAGAUUUGGAGCCAAAGCACCGUAAGGAUCCACGGAUACAGCAAUGCAUUCAAUAUCUAUCAACGUUACCUAUUCAAAGCCCUGCACCACCUUAUGUCAUCAAUCAACGAAGGGUGGCACUUUACGGGACUAAGAAUGAUAUUAUAGAUACUGCGGAAACUAAAACUCUCAAUGACCUAAAACGCCUCACAAUCUUAGCCAUUACAGGACAGGAGCCCAAUGAUGUGGGUUAUUUGUUCGGUUCUGAUGCUAAGGAAAUGACUCAUCCCACUCCAACCGAUACUGCACAAUCGUAUUAUCUGUCUUUUAACGAUGAUGUUAUGCAGCAAAUUGAACUUAACUUAUCGUGUGCAUCGCGAUACAUGAUAUUGCAAUUUAUAAGUGACUGGUUGCUUGCAAAUGUCAAAAAAUUUGUGGUGAAGAAUGUUCAAAUUGGUGAGGAUAACUGGAGAGUGAUGACUUCACCCGGCUCUAGUCUUUUAAAUACCAGGCAAUUUGUCACUAUCGUUCGAAUUUUAGAGUAUGCUCAAGAUUAUUCAAGCAUCAUUGAUUUCGCUUUGUGGACUUUGGAGAAAACGAACGAUUCAACUUUAUACCCUUAUAUACUUGAUUGCUUCCGUACAUACUCUGUUUAUUGGAAAUUAAUGUUGAAUGGACGUAAAAUUGCAAAUGCCGUUUGGCAGAAGCAUUCUAGUCUUGCCACAAGAAAUAUGCAGGAACGUAGUAUUAUGAUGUAUAUCAUCCAAUUAAUUCAGGAAGGCUAUACAAUGGAAGAAAAUGCGACUUUACAAUUAAAGCAAGAUCUACAAAUAAAAGCUCCUAAGAGAGGACGUUAUAAUACCAAUAUCUCCAUCAGAGAGGAAAUACUUCAGUUAUCGAAAAAUCCAGCAUCAGAAAAGGUUCAGCUAGCUUCCGAAACAUUAAGUAUACCAUCUCGAAAAGCAGCUGGCUGGCUCGGUGAAAUCAUACAAGAAGUAGGGAGUAUUCUACACAUGACGUUCAAAGAAAAGCAACUAUCUGAAAGCAUCAGAAACAUUUAUGAUAACCAAGUUCAUCAACAAUACGGCCAAUUUCUUCCUGCUCCUCUAUUGGAUUUUCAUCGUCAGAUCAGAGCUUUUGCUUUGGUAGUCAGGAACAUUGCCGAUAAAACAACUUUUACAGGUCAAGCAGAUGAUAUAAUUAUCAAUUGGUUCCAGACCAGCGAAAUUAGUUUAGAAAAUAUGAAUCAGCCCUUCUCAUGGAUACCUCUUUUCAUCGCACUUUUGGUUUCUCACAAUGUGGUAAAUUUAAAAGCAAUUCUGCAACAGUUGGUUCUACCUUGGUUUGAACAGGCAGCUCGAGAAAUCCAGCAAAAUUACGACGCUGAGGAAAAUAGACUUUUCACAUUCUGUCAAAAUCUUAUUGAUAUUAUCCGCUUAUUAGUCGUACAAACCAGGAAUUAUACUAAUGAGGAACAACAACAACAGCAGCGGCAGCAGCAACAGGAGAUUGCAGGUACACCGAUAAUCAUGCUUUGGCAACUACGAGUCGAAGAGUUUUUUAGAUUGCAGCACUAUCGACAGUUCCAGCUUGCUUGUGAUCUCAACCAUAUCGAACCUAUGUUCGGAUUACUGGAACGGCUUGUCAUGAUUGCCACUAACCUUCCGCUUAGUUCUCGUCUUCUGCAGAGCUUAGUGAUACUGCGUGCUGAUCUUUUACAGAUUUGUUGGUUCAGACAAGCAUGUCUUCGAGAUUUAAACGGGGUCUAUCAACGAUUUGCUGCUCAUGAAGCAGAGGCAACUACCGAAAAACGCAUGAAAAAGAAAAUGUUGGCGAUUGUAGAAGAGCUUAUAGGAGAGAAUUAUAUCGCAAGCACCAAUAAUUAUGUCAAUCAUCAAAGCAAUUUAAUAGCUUCUGAAACAUCGCCUGACUUUUUAGAAAAACUGCAACGCGUGUUUAUGAAUGUGGGCCAGUGGAAUGAAGCACAGUGCCGAGUACAAAUGAAUUUACUGCUUGAUAAUAUAUCGCUAUCGGAUGGUCAGAACCAGAACCCCAACAAUCCUCAUAUUCUAAGCGAUGAAACAUCUUUAAUGGGUAUUACUAUGGAAGGAUCAGCGUCUUCAGCAACAGCACCAUCAUUCAACAAAGACCUGCAGUCGUUUGUGUACUUCUUUUAUGAUGUUGUCCUGUCUGAGGAAAGUAAUACCAUUAGCGCUGACAAUAGCAACUCUAACCCAACACUGGCAGUCUCAAGAGAGUCUAACUCAGGAGGGUCUCAACGACGUUUUCAAUUUCUCAAAAAUUUGAUACAUGAAUUGCGAGAACCGGUUUUGAACGAACUCUUAAACUAUGGAUGUCGUAUGUUAGAAGGAGAUCCGAACCAGCUGUUUCCCACAAAUAUUACACUACUGCUACAGGAAGCAACAGAAUUUUCGGAAAGCUCUCAAUUUGAUUCUGAGAAAUUUUCUUACCGUUGUAAUGCAUUCUUCAAAAUAUUUCAGCGAAUGUUAGCAGCUUCACAUAUAUGGACCAUAGAUCGAAAAAUUGAGUUUGUUAAGUCUAUAUUUGCUCAGAUAAAUCGUUAUAAGUCAGCCUCGGCCAUUUUCAUCGUGAUGCAGAAAGCAAAUGCAUGCUAUGCCGAUGCUGUAUUGGCUCUUACUAACGCUAAGAAUGACGUGGAUGUUGCUCUAACUCUACUUCUAACGGAUGGAAUAUCCGCAGCAUCUUGUGGUGAGGAGGCAACAGGCUACUCAAGACUCUCAUUGGAAGAUAUAAGAACCAGCUUAUUUAUGCGUUUGCGGUUAGUAGUCCCAUUUGCUUCCCUGAUUUGGGAGCAUCCGAGGGAAAACGAGUGUAAUAUCCUCGAAUGGAUCAGAGCCCUCAUGACACUUUUGGGUAACCCUGUGAUACAUGGCAACGGUAGUCAGGAACAAUUUUUUGAAUUUACCUUGGACUUUGUUUCACUGCUGAUUGAUGAAGUUCCUAAAGAGCUGAAAAAGGCUAGCCUACAAUUACUGAACUCUAUGCACAGUGACUUUACGUCUAUUCCUAUCAUGUUUCAUAGUCGCGUGAAACGGAUUAUGCCUUUCUUAACUCACAAUAUGUAUUUAGCCAGUACAAAACUAUCCUCUUCUAUUUUGGGCAUUGCUUCAACGAACAAUCCUCAGCAGCAGCAACAGCAUUUGGAAACCUGUUUAGAGCAAAGUAAACCAUGGGAAUGGCUCGAAGAUUACGUGGGUGAUCCCCCUCAUGAUAAUGAUGCACCUAUAAACCUUGCAUUAUUUAACGCGAAAAAGAUUAAAAAUACAGAUAGCAGUACUUACACUCGUUGGUUCAAAUAUGGAUUCAACUGUCAACAACUGCCUAAUACUGAUGAAAGAGUUGGUCAUAUUGUCACUCAGGAAACAGAAAAAAUAAAACACCAAAAGCCACCACUAUCGACAUCAUCAGUUGAGGAUGAAGUCAAUGGAGACCCUUAUGUUAAACAAGAAGAUAAUUCAUGUAAUAACUUUGAUACUACUAAUGUCACUCUUACGAACCAUGAAGACAUUAACAGCUUAACCAAAAAUGCAACGUCUGAAAUUCCGCAAAAGAGAAAGGUUGAAAUGGAGGAAGGUGAACUUCCUUAGCGCAGAAUAUCAAAUAAUUGUAUUAUUCAUUUGCUUUUGUAUUGUAUUGGUAAUCAAAUCACCAAGUUUUAAAUUGAGAUACGAAAUUUAAUAUAACAAUAAAGAGCGUAGUAUAUAUGUAUUUAAAGAGACUCAAAAUGAAAAGCAUAUGAACAAACA
This is a messenger RNA of Mycotypha africana, 6232 nucleotides long. RefSeq lists its product as uncharacterized. Gene Ontology annotation, cellular component: mediator complex. The record is from RefSeq and is a predicted model, not a curated record. Lineage: Eukaryota; Fungi; Mucoromycota; Mucoromycetes; Mucorales; Mycotyphaceae. The transcript is spliced from 10 exons. Gene Ontology annotation, molecular function: transcription coregulator activity. Gene Ontology annotation, biological process: regulation of transcription by RNA polymerase II. Bases 314 to 6073 code for a protein of 1919 amino acids.